Molecule: messenger RNA, 8895 nt
Organism: Lemur catta (Ring-tailed lemur)
Lineage: Eukaryota; Metazoa; Chordata; Mammalia; Primates; Lemuridae
Gene: SLC20A2
Product: solute carrier family 20 member 2
Exons: 13
Coding region: 3702-5660 (652 amino acids)
Biological process (GO): phosphate ion transmembrane transport
Cellular component (GO): membrane
Molecular function (GO): phosphate transmembrane transporter activity
Source: RefSeq, a predicted model, not a curated record
UUAUAUAGUACUAUUCUUGAGAACUGCUUUGGUAUCCAGUGUAAUAUAUAUAUACAGAGUAGGUUUAUAUUCACCUAUUGAGUGAAUGUUACGUACCAUGGGGACACAUAAAAGAUAACCAAAAUAGUAGGUAAAUUUUAGUUGGGCAAUGUUUACUUGUGAAACAGUAUGGGAGUUUAGAGCUAAAUAAAACAAUAAGAGCAAACAUUUAUGUACUGCUUAAAAUGUUACUCUCACAACAAUCCUUUGAAAUAGGUACGUUUAUCUCAUUUUUCCAAGGAGGAAAUGGAGGCACAGUAAAGUAAUUAAGUCAAGUCUUGCCCAAGGUCAUACCUCAAGUAAAAAGUAGGCAGUCUGGCUCCAGAGUCAGUGUGGUUUCUCUGGGAAGUUUAACUUUAUAUUUGAAGGGCGAUCUAGACAUUUGCACUACUUUCACAGCUGUAAAAGAUGCUCUUUUUAAAAUUUCAAAGUAGCGUAAAAGAUUGCAAUGACUCUGAGCUGCAGAAACAAUGCUGGAUUUUCUAGAUAGAGGAGGUCAAUGAUGAAAUGGUUAAGGGGAUACUGUAUAUUGAAAUGAGUACAGAAGGGAGGAGGGACGGUGGGACGCUCUGAAUUCUGAAUCUCAAAGUUCUUUUUAUAGAUGUUGAAUUCUAGGGCAGUGAUUCACCAGGCCAUAGGACAAUGACUGUUUAAGUUACUAACUUAUGUCAAAAAACUUACACCCAAUGAAAUAAUAUUGAAUGACACGAUAUAUUAAUGCAUAUUUUUUAAAUGCUUUCUAGAUUUGAAACCCCAGUGGUAGUGGGGUGUUCGGUAACGCCCACAUUACCAUACUCAUUACCAUAAUGUGGGUGUCACUGCAGGUUUCCUGUGCACUUCUGUCCAUUUGCUUUGUUCUUUUGUGGAGUCUUGAUCCACUUUUUCAGCUUGUAUUGGGCAAUAGAGAACACUUUUGGGGUCAGAAGACCUCUUCAAACCAAGUAAUAUUUUUUGGUGGAAAAAAAUGUAAAAUUGCGUGGUUGGUUUUGUGAUAAACCUGGAACAAAGUCAGUUUGAGGCUUUGUGGAAUUUGAUGAGGACCUACAAACAUCCCAGCAGGAUGGAGAACAGUGGUGCUCCCUGAGAGCCUAAUUAUGUGUCCCCUUUGCUGGGAGCUAACAGUAUUAUUUUGGGGACAUCAGGCAUGAACAGAGUCAUUGAGUCUAAAUGACCCCACAGAUAGAGGAGUUGUACGUCAUCACACCCACUGUCCAGGACUCAGAGGAGGAAGUGCCCUCGAAGGAAGCGUGGGCUGCAAGCCUGGUUAGCAGCCAGGGAGGACACACACACUUUGCAGGCAUCUUACCUUGGAAACAGCACGCUUGGCUUCCAUGUCAUCUUUGAAUGUGAGGUAGUCCUAGUUUCAGCACGUCCUCAGUAGAGACCAGUGGGCCAGGCUUGUUCCUUCAAGGCGUCUCCGGAAAGCCUGUGGAGCGGCAGCCGUUCCAGAAGUCAAUAAUAAAGUGUCAGCUGCCUGUGAGUGGACUGAUGGCCAAGUGACUCAUGAAGAUUUUCAAGGAAGAAUGGUAAAAAACAGAAGAAAAGGCACAUCCCUGAAGCAACUCCAGUGCCAUCUAGGAUUUUUGAGCAGCUGAAAGAAGAUAGUUCUGAAAAUGUGAAUGACCAAGACUCUAGCAUGUUUCUGUGCUUGUUUCUUACAUCGUCUUUGUUAACCCGUUCACUUGUGUGUGUGAUAUUUGAGUUAUUCUCCAUUACUGCGAUAGCUGGCAAUCUACUUAUGAUCAGAGUUUUAUUCUGUAUGGAACAGCAGUGGGACAAGAAAUAGGAACAAUUCACUGGGGUAUUGGUUCCCAGAAAUGGACUUUCCCUGAGUAUUGCCAGAGGCUGUGGCGUGUGGGCGAAUGGCUGCUUCAUACUGGUGUGCUGCUGCUUAUUGACAUUCAUUGUGCCUUUGGUCUCGUCUUCCUUUAUCUGCUCCCAGCCUCUGUAUUUCACCCCAUUAAACUGAAGCCAUGGAUGGGAAUUUAGUGCUGUAGCCAUUCUACUCAGAUCUUCUGUGGAGAGAUUUUUUGAAUGUCAAGUAAGAUUCCUGCAUGUUAUUUCCUGAAUUGGGAGUUUACAAAGCUUCUAAGGAAACCACCAUGUUAAUAUCAUCACUGAAUUUGCUUUUAAGAAGAUGACUUAAGAGGAAAGAAUACCUUUGAUGUCAGAGAUGAUCCUACAGGCAGAAUGGGCAGCACUGACUCAGUUUUCUCCACGCAGCACGUUAAGUGGAUGACUUUCCAGACUGCAACUUAAAAGGGUGAUUAAUUCUCCCAGUGUUUUGAAUGUUGUCUUUUCCUGAGGUUUCAAAUGAUCAUUAACAUUGAGAUGCUAUUUCUCUCUACACAACAGCCCUGUCUCAGGCUUUCCACCCAGAACAACAGCUUCCUUUUAAUUCCCAUUUACUCCCAUCAGCUUUACCCUAGAACUGCCUGUCUGUUGACAUCCUGUGAAAUAUGCAGUGAUCUAAAUUGGAGUUGGGAUGAUAAAGGACAGAAAUUUUCCUCUGGCCUUUUUUAGGCGAGAUGAAACCAAUCUUAACAGCAUGAUUUUAUUUAAAACUAUUUUGUUGCAGAAAAUAUUCAUCUUGCCAGCCAAUAUUGUUUGUUAUAUUCAGACUCAUGUUUUACUCUAACCUAAGGUUAGACUUUCCUGCCUUGCAUUUGGCAGCAUUGCUGACUUUCCUUUGCCUACUCCAUUUUCUUUCAUGAAUAGACUUUGUUACAGUCAUUUGGCUUUAUUUUCCUCCCAUUUUGAGAGUCCUUUUUGUAUUAAUUAUUUCUGAAUUCUGGCUCACUUUUAUCUACUUAAUUCCGUUCAGUGAACACCUUUUGAAGAAAAAUCAGUAUUAAUUUUCUUCAUGUUUCUGAGCAAAAGUUGAAAGAUUAAUAAAAAUAACCACAUUUUCAAGCGCAUCUCUGGUCAAGCGUAUUCAGUUAUUCUAGGCUAAUGUAUAUUAUGGAUGUUAGGUUCUUGGAAGACGUAGUGUUCAGUAUAGUAUGCUGUGAAUGUGGGCAUAUUGAGGAUUUAGCUUUGUAGCACUUCAGCUACUCUGCCUAUUUUAAGCUACUUUUUAAACCCCUUUUUGAUACAACAGUGCUUUUUUCUUAAAAUCCUCUUUGUUUUGAAAUUGUCUGACUUUUCUUAACUUUGACACCUUUGCUACUUGCCAGCUGUGUGGCCUUGAUUGAGUUUCGCAUCUUCUCUGUCCUUCAGUUCCCUCGUCUGGGAGAUGAGGUGCCGAGGAGCAGCCACCUCACUGAAUUGCUGAGUUAAAUGAGAGAAGCUGUAGCACCGGGCGCAAAAUAAAUGCUCUGCAGCUGUUGCGCCAGCCGCCUUUCCCCGUUACCGUGACUUAGAUUAAGAAAAAUGCUUUAUGUAUCUUUUUUAAGAGAAGACAUCACAGCUUUCCCGAGUUGGGAGGAGAAACAUGGAAUGUGCUUUACCGCUGACUGAACACAGCCCAAUGAACUGUCCUGACAGUGGUUUGAAAACCAGCAGUUAGCAGUUUGUUCGGGCUAUAACCUUGUCCAGCACUUUCCAGAGCAAACUAACUCACUGUUUACAAGAACUCUCAGCCUUACAAAGUUUAAGACCUCCAGCUUUGUUUAUUUAAAAUAUUUCAGCAAAAGAAAAGUACCUGGAACCCACUUUCUAAAAUGGCCGUGGAUGAGUAUUUGUGGAUGGUCAUCUUAGGUUUUAUCAUAGCUUUUAUCUUGGCAUUUUCUGUGGGUGCGAAUGACGUUGCCAACUCGUUUGGUACAGCCGUGGGGUCCGGCGUGGUGACCUUGAGGCAGGCAUGCAUCUUGGCUUCAAUAUUUGAGACCACUGGCUCCGUGUUAUUGGGGGCCAAAGUGGGAGAGACCAUUCGAAAAGGCAUCAUUGACGUGAACCUGUACAACGAGACAGUGGAGACCCUCAUGGCUGGGGAGGUCAGCGCCAUGGUCGGUUCCGCUGUUUGGCAGCUUAUCGCAUCCUUCCUGAGACUCCCGAUCUCGGGCACGCACUGCAUCGUGGGCUCCACCAUAGGCUUCUCGCUUGUGGCCAUCGGCACAAAAGGUGUGCAGUGGAUGGAGCUCGUCAAGAUCGUUGCUUCUUGGUUUAUAUCUCCACUGUUGUCUGGUCUCAUGUCUGGCGUGCUGUUUGUACUGAUCAGAAUUUUCAUCUUAAAAAAGGAGGACCCUGUUCCCAAUGGCCUCCGGGCACUUCCAGUGUUCUAUGCUGCUACGAUAGCAAUAAAUGUGUUUUCCAUCAUGUAUACGGGAGCCCCAGUGCUGGGCCUGGUCCUGCCCACGUGGGCCAUCGUGCUCAUUUCCUUCGGUGUCGCUCUCCUGUUCGCCUGUUUCGUGUGGCUCUUUGUGUGUCCGUGGAUGCGGAGGAAAAUAGCAGGUAAAUUACAAAAAGAAGGUGCUUUAUCUCAAGUCUCUGAUGAAAGCCUCAGUAAAGCUCAGGAAGUGGAGUCGCCAGUAUUUAAAGAGCUGCCAGGUGCCAAGGCUCACGAUGACAGUGUAAUCCCACUCACGGGGCCAGCGGGGGAGACGGCCGGGACCUCGGGAGCCACAUCCGUGGGGAGCCACCCCCGGGCCGCGUACGGAAGGGCCCUGUCCAUGACUCACGGCUCUGUGAAGUCGCCGGUCUCCAACGGCACCUUCGGCUUCGACGGGCACACGAGGAGCGACGGGCACGUGUAUCACACCGUGCACAAGGACUCGGGGCUCUACAAGGACCUGCUGCACAAGAUCCACGUGGACAGGGGCCCCGAGGAGAGGCCGGCCCAGGACAACAGCUACAGGCUUCUGCGCCGCAACAACAGCUACACCUGCUACACGGCGGCCAUCUGCGGGAUGCCCGUGCACGCCACCUUCAGGGCUGCCGACUCAUCCGCGCCCGAGGACAGCGAGAAGCUGGUGGGGGACACGGUGUCCUACUCCAAGAAGAGACUCCGCUAUGACAGCUACUCGAGCUAUUGCAACGCCGUGGCGGAGGCUGAGAUCGAGGCCGAGGAGGGCGGCGUGGAGAUGACGCUGGCGGCGGAGCUGGCGGGGCCCGGCCGGCCGCGCGAGGACCCGGCGGAGGAAGAGAAGGAGGAGAAGGACACGGCCGAGGUCCACCUCCUGUUCCACUUCCUGCAGGUCCUCACCGCCUGCUUCGGAUCCUUUGCGCACGGCGGCAACGACGUGAGUAACGCCAUUGGUCCCCUGGUCGCUCUGUGGCUGAUUUACGAACAAGGUGCAGUGAUGCAGGAAGCAGCUACUCCUGUCUGGCUGCUGUUUUACGGAGGCGUUGGAAUCUGUACGGGUCUCUGGGUUUGGGGGAGAAGAGUGAUCCAGACCAUGGGGAAAGACCUCACCCCAAUCACACCGUCCAGCGGCUUCACGAUCGAGCUGGCCUCGGCCUUCACCGUGGUGAUCGCCUCCAACGUGGGCCUGCCCGUGAGCACCACGCACUGCAAGGUGGGCUCGGUGGUGGCCGUGGGCUGGAUCCGCUCUCGGAAAGCUGUGGACUGGCGCCUCUUCCGGAACAUCUUUGUGGCCUGGUUUGUGACUGUGCCCGUGGCGGGGCUGUUCAGCGCGGCCAUCAUGGCGCUCCUCAUGUAUGGGAUCUUGCCGUAUGUGUGACCUGUCUUCUGGCAGCCGGAAACAGCAAGGUCUGACGUGGGUGUGUGGGAGGUGUGUGCCCUCGUGUGCACGUCCCGGCCACACGUGGCUGUCUUGUGACCAGCUCUCCACAGCCCCUUCAGAGGGUUCCCUGCCACGUCACUCACCCAGGCUGCAGAGAUUGUCCUUCCAGAGCUAACUUAACUGCUGUACAUAAUAAUAUGUAUUACACGGUAUCGUGGUGACAUAAAGUGGUGCAGUUACUUACAUAUUAAAUAUAUAUUGUACACAUAGAAUAGGUAGCACUAUUGCAAACAUACUCAAAAUGGGAGUGAAGAUCAUUGCCUAGAAUUCAAUUUUCCGUAAAUCUUGUACAUAAACAAUUUCAGUGGCAAAUUUUAAGAGCCUUUUAAAAGGAAAGUUCUGAUUGGAAAAUGUUUUUCUUCCAAAUGAUACGUUUCCCUUCUGAUCUACUGUAAGCCAAGUGAGAAACAGACUGAUACCGCCUGGGGGUGUGCGAAGGUCACGGCGCCGGGACAAGGCCACAAGUGCUUUCACUGAAGAAUUUGUUCAUAUGCUGUGUAUUGACUAUUCUGUAAUAUAUCAGCAUUGCUUUUGUAAAUACUUAAAACUGUAAUUUUUUUAAUGAUGUGCUUCUCUUAUACUUUUUUGAUCAGAGAAUUUUGGAAAGUACCAAAGACGCAGGGGAGUAGUUUGCCAGUAUUACGUCUUCGCGUUGUCUGUCUCCCUCCUCACGAUCACUACUGUUCCCCGGGUGCAGCAGGACCACCGGGUGCCUGGCACAGGCCACACUGUGGCCCCCUCCCACCAGCAGCGCCGCUGUCACCACACGGCAAAUCCCACACAGCCCGCGGUGGCCUUCCCUCGUCACCUUCCCUUGUCACCGGCGUGGAGAACGUGCGGCUGGGAGGCUGUGUGAUUGAGCACUCGUAUCAAGUGCAGUUCAGUUUUCACCCCUGUUCUCCCUGCAGCCUGAAGAACGGAGUUCUCAUGUCAAAUGUUAAAGCAGAUGAGGCUUUUCAUGUGCUUUGACAUUGUAGAAAUGUGGGGCAGGGGAAGAGAGUUGAAAUAGCAGCAAAUACACUGGAUUUGAGGAUUUCUCUGAGGCCUUCGCUGAGCUGCACGUCCUGAUGUUCUACUGUAAUCCCAUUGGGUUCUCUUCUUUAUUGAUAGCAGGAGGGAGGAAGUACGACGAAUGUUAGAGCCUGAAACUAUGGAAAUGCUGCUAAAAUUUUUAUAUUGACAAACAUUUUCUUGGUACUUCAUUGUCAUUUUUCAUUAAUCAACCAUAUUAAAUUUAUAAUAAAAAAUGCCCCUCAAAAGUUUGCCUCUGAAGUCUUUUUCUAAAUAUCUAUGUAAUGUUUUCAGAAUUUCCACAAUAAAAACUAUAUAAUUUGGUCACUUGCAUUUUUCAAAUAUCUUUUAUUGGUUUUCCCCCCCUUAUUUUACUACUACUACACAUUUGUGCAGAAAAUACACAUGAGCAGGAAGAGGAAAAAGUGAUCCCCACACCCAGUGUUGCCGCUCACCCGGGUUCACUGCCCGCUGCCCGAGAAGCCGAUACACUGAGACAGCAGGGGUUACAGCAGAGAAAGGGUUAAUAUCGCAGGCGCCAUGCGAGGACAUAAGAGUGAUUUCUCAAAUCCAUCUCCCCGAAAAUUUGGGAGAAAGGGUUUUUAAAGACAGUGUGGUGGACAAAAGGCUAGGCAGUUGGGUCUGCUGAUUGGCUGGGCUCAGGGCGGAACCACAGAGGUGUAGAAAUUGUCUUCUUUGCUGGGUCGGUUCUUGGAUGGGGGUCGCAAUACCAGUUCAGCCAGCUUCUUGGUAUGGGCCCCCAAGGUGGGUCAGCUGUUCACUGGAAUGCGGGGCCAGAAGAUACCUCAGAAACCACCUUGAGGUUUGGAAAGGUGCUGUUGUCUGAGGAGAAAGCUAAGAGUAUUGGUGACCGCCAGCCGUGUGGCUCCAGGCAGCAAUUACAGAGAAGCAAAGGGGGAAGUGGCUGGUCCCACCGGCUAGGCCUGUGCCUUAGUCUUAGGCCCUUCCCACGGCUCUCGCCUCGCACCCCUUGUCCAUUUGGAAAGGGCAGUUUCAACACUCCUCCAUAGGUACAGAUGUGUAAAGUUGAGAGUGGGGAGUAUGUAACGGGGAAGGGCCUGACAGAAGGUCAAAAACAUUUUCUGUCUCUUUAAAACAUCCUCCUUUUUGAAAACUAAAACCUGCAUCCCUGUCUUAGGCCAGCGGUUGGGAGGAGCAGGGAGAAAGCCCUUUGUUCUUAUCCCAGGCCCUGCCAGCCCCCCAGGUGGGCCCAGUGGGGCUUUGUCUUUGGCAGAGAUGGGACAAUUAGAGUAGUUAACCACAACACCUAGAAUUGAGGGCACUCCCUCUAAACGCUCCAUAUUUCUGCUUCUGAGACAAGGUCUACCAUUUUUCCUCCUUUGCCAGCAAAAUAAUAAACUUCUCUCCUCCUCAAACCAUUUGUCCUCAUAUCUUCUAAUGUGGCCUCAAGGACAAGUGCCAAGUUUUUGGUAACACUAACAGUUGAGUACUUUUUUCUGUAAAUGUCCUGUAUAGUGAUGAUAACAUUUACUUUCCUCCAAUAUCACAGUUUUUAUGCAUUCUACAUAUGUAGAAAAAAAUAGUAAAUUUCUGUAGAUGAUGCUGCUUUCCAGCAAACAUAUGAGUUUGUGACAGCCUCGUGGAGAAUUUGCUUGAAGUUUCAGAGAAGAAAAGAAUACAAGCAACCUAAGCUUCUGAAGCUCAUGGGUGUAAACAGAAAACCACAGCCUCAGGCAUCGUGAAGAGCUGCCCACAGCUCAUUCAUUAAUGAACUUUCUUGCUAACCUCCCAUAGCCACAGACAUGCCAAUUGGACCAGUGUCUAGCACCUAAAACUAAAGCCUAUCUGAGUCUCCAUUACUAAUGAGUUAUGAGUUUAUCUUACAGGUAACAAAACUGGAAGCGACAGAAUCAGACAUUCUUCCACCUACCCAGGGACAUCCACAUAACUGAUGAUCCUUCACUCUCUAAUUUUAUGUCAGAUGUAGAUUUCUUGGGCCUCCCGAAAAUGCAGCCACUGCCUCAUCAGCCCCCACCUCCCCUGCCUGUUUCCUUCUCUCUGCCUUUAAAAUGCUAAAGGUCCCAACCUCCCCUUCAGAAAAAAUAGCCACAGCUUCCCUGCGGUUGUUUUCCCCAGACAUGUCCUCAAAAUCUUGGCUCAAUAAACCUCCACUCAUUGA